Messenger RNA from Cornus florida, 1662 nucleotides. RefSeq names its product B2 protein-like. Lineage: Eukaryota; Viridiplantae; Streptophyta; Magnoliopsida; Cornales; Cornaceae. The record is from RefSeq and is a predicted model, not a curated record. Gene Ontology annotation, biological process: response to endoplasmic reticulum stress. The coding region runs from base 264 to 1244 and encodes 326 amino acids. The transcript is spliced from 5 exons.
UUGCCGUCACCACUCUCUCUCAUUUGCUCAAUCAAGUCCUUCAUAUGUGCGCCAAUUUUUCCACUCUGCUUUUGACAAAUCUACACGCCAUCUCUCUUUCUCAGCAACUUCCUCUUCACUUUCUCUCUCUUCAAUUCCUCUUUUUUCUCUCUCUAUCUUCAUCUAUAUAUACACACACGCACAUACAUAUCGUUGAAAAGUAUUAUUGGGUUAUUUAUUUUUCAUUUUGUCUUUGAUUUGAUUGUAAAUCGAUUAUAUUGGAAAUGGAGAACAAUCAGUUCUGGCAAUUCAGCGACCAACUUCGACUUCAGACGAACAAUUUGACGAACAAUUUGGCCAAUCUCUCUCUCAACGACUCGAUUUGGAGCAACUCUUAUGGCUCCAAGAGGCCUGAGGAGAGGCGAAACUUUGAUAUCAGUGUCGGCGGCGAACUCGAUUUGGUCAAUUCGUCGAACAAUUUGAAGGCAAAUAAUUACGACUUUAAUGGGUUCAACUAUGGUGGCAAGUUCGGAUCUUCCGGGAUCGGAUCGAUCGGAGGCGGCGGAUCGUCUCAGAAUAUGGAUAUGGUUGGGCUUAAUGGUGGGUUCAAUAAGGGUAUUUAUUCCAAGCCUUCUUUGAAUUUCAAUCGCAAUAACAACAACAAUAUUAACAAUAAUGUUGCACUUAAUGGGAAGUGGAAUAAGAAUGGUAGUGGUGGUAAGGUUGAAGAUGAUCAUUAUGGAGGGAAAGGUGGGAAGAAGAAUAAGAGUAACAAUAACAGUGAGAAUGGUGGUAAGAACAGCGUUGAUAAGAGGUUCAAAACCCUUCCACCUUCAGAGUCUCUGCCUAGAAAUGAAACAGUUGGUGGGUAUAUAUUUGUCUGCAACAAUGAUACAAUGCAAGAGAAUCUCCAGAGGGAGCUUUUUGGAUUGCCUCCACGCUAUCGAGAUUCAGUCCGCGCCAUAACACCGGGCUUGCCCCUUUUCCUCUACAACUAUUCCACCCACCAGUUGCAUGGAGUUUUUGAGGCUGCAAGUUUUGGAGGAACAAAUAUUGACCCGACUGCCUGGGAGGACAAAAAGAACCCCGGUGAAUCGCGUUUCCCUGCUCAGGUAAGAGUUAUGACAAGGAAAGUCUGCGAGCCACUGGAGGAGGACUCUUUCAGGCCAAUCCUCCACCACUACGACGGCCCCAAGUUCCGCCUCGAACUAAACAUACCAGAGGCUCUCUCUCUCUUGGAUAUAUUCGAAGACCACGACUCUUAAAACAACAUGCUAUACGGCCACACCACACGCGGUUACGCGUACGAAAUGGUAGUGAAGAACAGAGGAUGAUGAAAGUAAGGAGAGAAGAGUUAUAUGGGUAAUACUAGUUUUGAAAGAGUUUGGAAGUUGAAGAGGAAGAAUAGAGAAAGGGUAUAUGAAAUAUAGCCCAUGUAUUUACUUCAUGUGACACAAUAGAUGGUGAAAAUAAAGAGAAUAUAGACUCGUUUGGCUGUCAUAUAAUAUAUAUGUAGUUCUGAAGAGUUUGGAGGAGAGGAAAAAUAGGGAACAUAAAUACAGUUUGUUUGAUGUGUAAAUAAGUUAUGCAAGUUCAUGUGAAAUGAUACUGGGGCUCCAAGUCCCUGACAUUUAUCUAUCUAUUGAGGUUUCAAAUAUAUGCCUGUACAGUUUGUUGAUGUUA